Molecule: messenger RNA, 3694 nt
Organism: Polistes canadensis
Lineage: Eukaryota; Metazoa; Arthropoda; Insecta; Hymenoptera; Vespidae
Gene: Ets65A
Product: transcriptional regulator ERG homolog
Exons: 6
Coding region: 698-1771 (357 amino acids)
Biological process (GO): regulation of transcription by RNA polymerase II; cell differentiation
Cellular component (GO): nucleus
Molecular function (GO): DNA-binding transcription factor activity, RNA polymerase II-specific; sequence-specific DNA binding
Source: RefSeq, a predicted model, not a curated record
GGCCAAGUCCACCGUAACCGGUGGUCCACAAGGGUUCUCCGCAAAAGCCCAUUCCGCAAACGUUCCCGUUGUCUUUCCCAUAUCGAAAUUACCUCGUGUUUUCCCUUACCUCUCUCUCUCUCUCUUUCUCUUUCAACUUGAAACUCGAAACUCCGUCCAUGCACGCGAGAAAUCAACUCGUGCGAUAGUAAAUGUGUUUUAUUUUACCCCUAUCUCUAUCUCUCUCUUUUUCUCUUUUUCUGCCGUGUUUACGUGUGUGCAUUAACAAACGCACCUGAUUUUAUUUCUUACCCUAUUAUAACAUCGAAUAAGUUGUUGCGUCAAUCGUAAGUUUUAUUUAUCGAUGUGAAAACUGUAUUCGCGUUUCCCUUUCAUCGAUCUCGCGUGCUAAACCCUUUUACUCUCUUGGACUUGAUAAUAUAACCCUCCCACCUCCUCCUUCUUGUUCUUUCUAACAACUCUCGUGUUUGUUGUGUUCUCGCGAUCAGUGAUUCGUGAUUCUCGACGACGUUGACGACGACAACAACGACGACGACGAUUAAGUUAACUUUGUUCGAGUUCGGCAUACUUUCAACGACGUUACUUGACUUUAAGAGGAAGUGUUCGCGGACGUUUAUCCAACCUAAAUUUAGUCCUGGAUUCGACAGUACUGGAUAAGAUAACCCGCGGUACCCCGCGUUGACGGGGCAGUUUGGUGAUGUACGACAGCGCUAGCUGUUCGUACGCAGGUGCGCUCGAAUUAAAGGGAACCACCGGUAGCGGAGGUGCGGCCGGGGCCGGGGUCGGGGUUGGGUCCGGAUCCGGGAGCGGAACCGGAGUCGGGGCCGGAGCCACGACCGCGGCCGCGGCCGCUGCUGCCUCUGCGGUGGUCGCGGGGGUAACCGCGACCAAUGUUAAACAAGAAAACUGGACGUAUCGUGGUUUAGCAUGCGACAGCACCUUUCAACGGCUUAAGGAAAGUGUCAAACAAGCUAAACAAGCCUUAGCCGAUCGUGCUGGUUAUCUUCCCGGAGCUUUUUCGCCACCUCCGCGUGCCAACCCGUCCGCCAUUUCGCCGACCGCCUCCUCCAUCACCGAUGCAAGUAGUUCGUACAAAGGAGGCUGGAGUCACGCGACAUCCCCGGCCCCUGGCCAGGGGUACGGAAGCAGCCUAUCAAAGUCGGCGUUGGACACUCACAGCCACCUCAGGCAGCCUGACCCCUACCAAAUGUUUAGCGCGACGAGUAGUCGCUUGGCGAGUUCGGGGUCAGGUCAAAUUCAACUCUGGCAAUUCCUACUCGAACUUUUAUCCGACUCUAGCAAUGCCGCGUGCAUUACGUGGGAAGGAACCAACGGUGAAUUCAAGUUGACCGAUCCGGACGAAGUUGCGAGACGUUGGGGCGAGAGGAAGUCUAAACCGAACAUGAAUUAUGACAAAUUGUCGAGGGCCUUGAGGUACUAUUACGACAAGAACAUCAUGACGAAGGUACACGGGAAGAGGUACGCGUACAAGUUCGACUUUCAAGGUUUAGCAGCAGCUACGCAACCAGCUGCGGCCGAUCCAGCGGCAUACAAAUACCAAAGUGAGCUGUUCAUGUCUGGUUAUGGUCAUGCCAAGUUGAACCUGAUGCCACCGCCAGCAGCAUCAGUUUCGGUUUCGGUACCAGGUGGUCUUUUCCAAUCGGCAUCCAGUUAUUGGUCGACGACACCAAGUGCGAAUCUUUACGCUGGUCACCACACAGCAUCGGGACACGUGCCACCACAUCUUGGCAGCUAUCCCCAUUACGCAUGACCUUCUGCCGAACAUUGGAGCACUCUUGGUACGCCGCGUUAAAAAAAAAUCCCCCAUAUAUAAUUUUCGUUACCGAGUAAAACAACACAUCCCUUUUAUUUCUCUCUCUCUCUCCCGUUUAUCUAUCGGGAAAGAAGAGAAAUAAACUCGGAGAAAUUAAACGCAUCUUUAAGAUGCGUAAUAGUAACUUGUCACGUUCAAAAUCGAUUAACGGGACGUGCGUUUAACAAAAAGAACAAAUAAAACAACAACGUCGUGUGCACCGUCGCACCCCCUCCCCCUCUUGCUAAACUUUAACUCUCUUCCCUUUUAAACUUAAACCGCUAGACCAUUGUUCACCUUGCUAUAUUUUACCUAACGCGUUAAUCAUUUGAAUUCUACUAUUACGUACACUACCCCCUUUUCAGUGAAAUAUUUUAUUCUAAUACGGUCGAAUAACUUUUUUACAAAUCAUCAUUUAAUUAUUAUCACUGUUUUUUUUUUCUUCGAAUAAUAACAAUUGUACGAAGCAACAAAUGAUUGCUAAUUUAUGAUUAAUCGUAUAUCGUUAUUUUACAAAUCUUCUAUAAUUACUAUAUUACAAAAAUAAGCAGCAUCUGGUUUUUUUUUUUUUUUUACAUCAAACAAUUGUUAAGUUAGGAACGGUAGUUUACGUAAUAAUAGUCAACAGAGAAUUCACCGGUCAUUUCUUUACUAAUUCGUAUCAAAACCCUUUUUAAAACCCUUUCUUUUUUCCUACCCGACGUUCCGCGAUUCUUCGAUACAAGAUUAAGAAACAUACAUAUUAAUUAACAAACUAACAAACUAACAAACAUAUUUAUACAUACAUAAAUACGUGAAUAUUCUCGAGAAUGAUUUACGUUAUCGUCUAUUAUCGUAGAUGAAAACGUGAACUACUCGGGAUGAAGGAACAUCCCCGUCGGAAGAUUUGGCGAUGUUUUCGUGGUCGACGGUGCGCUUCGGAUUCUUGUAAGAUCAUUGUAAAUAAAGUAUAUUAUUGCAUUAUGCGAACGAUCCUGAUGUUCAUAAAACGGGAUUAAUCUCUCUUUGCAUUACGAUUUAUCCUUGCAUUUUUGCUUCUUUUUUUUUUGCUGUUGAUUUCUCUGGUUCUCUUUUUCGUUACUUUUCUUUUUACAAUCGAUUGAAACAAAUGAAACAAAAAAAUGAUUCGGAUUAUUUUAUCAGGGAUGUAUUAAUCCAAUUGUUAGAUAUUAUAAAGAACGAAAUAAUUAUGCCAUUUCCUAAAAUUAGGCUCGAUGGAUGGAAAUGAAAAUGAUGUAAAGAUAAAUCGUACGAUCAGAGUUGGUCCAUCUGAACGUCGAUUCGUCUAUCGAAUAAGGAACCAACGUUAUUCCAUCAACGAAACGUUGGAUUUUGCGGCCCCGAUCGAAUCGGUUAUUAAAUCAAAUCAGACAACUCAAAAAAGAAAAGAAAUCAAGAAUAAUCCGAAAGGAGUGUGUGUCAUAUCAAUCGAUUUACAUCUAUUAAUCAUUUACAAUUUUACAAUGAAACAUACGAUUUGUAACCAUAAAACAAAACUAAUUAUUUAUACGUUCGGGAAUAAUAAAAAAAAGAAAACGAAAAGCCAUGAAGGACACUUAUGGGGGUUCGACGAUAUACGUGAAUAACCGAUCGUCGAUUUGGGUUCCAAAACUAAAAAGCAAUGCGUGUAUUAUAAACUCUUUUAACUUAUUUGUUAUAUAAUAAUAAUAUUAUUAAUAAUAAUAUUAAAUACUAAUAAUAACAAUAAUAAUAAUAAUAAUAAUAAUUAUAAUUAUAAUAAUAAUGGUAUAGAUAGAGACGCCUCGUCGUGUCGUUCAAACGACAGGUAAUAGCAAAGAUAAACUUCUUGAUACUGUAUCCUAUCGUAUGCAGUGGCAAAGAAGUGCAAGUUAAAAACAAACAUGAAAAUAAAAUGAAAUA